This is a messenger RNA of Cercocebus atys (sooty mangabey), 2152 nucleotides long. RefSeq names its product uncoupling protein 2 (mitochondrial, proton carrier) (gene UCP2). The transcript has 8 exons. Bases 898 to 1827 code for a protein of 309 amino acids. Gene Ontology annotation, biological process: mitochondrial transport; response to cold; adaptive thermogenesis. NCBI's taxonomy places the organism in Eukaryota, Metazoa, Chordata, Mammalia, Primates, Cercopithecidae. Gene Ontology annotation, molecular function: oxidative phosphorylation uncoupler activity. Gene Ontology annotation, cellular component: mitochondrial membrane. The record is from RefSeq and is a predicted model, not a curated record.
GCCCCGCAGGCCCCGCCCCCGAGACUUGUGCCGCGCCGCCGCCCGCGCGGAGCCACACUGCAAAGCCCUGCUGUUCGCGCCUUGAGAUUGACCGUCCGCGUUGGUCCUGCUCGCCCGACGCGCCCUCCUCCAGCAGAUACACACAGCCGCACGCACUCUCGUGUUCUCCCUGAGGCUUGGACACAUAGUAUGACCAUUAGGUGUUUCGUCUCCCACCCAUUUUCUAUGGAAAACCAAGGGGAUCAGGCCAUGAUAGCCACUGGCAGCUUUGAAGAACGGGACACCUUUAGAGAAGCUUGAUCUUGGAGGCCUCACCGUGAGACCUUACAAAGCCAGUUCCAGACCCGUGGAAACCAUUCCUGCCUAGACAUCCAGAAGAUAAGCGUGUGGGUCUGUGCCUGUCGGGUCUUAGUCUGGGUGAAACUUUCUCCACUUCUGUCAGCUCUCCAGAUGAAUCACAGAAGCAGGAACAUGGGCAUCAUCAGUGAAACCUCUGCAUCCAGCAGACAGAGGGCUGGUCCAGUGGCUGUUUAUGAGGCAGCGCUAGGAGAGCUCUGAUCCAGACUCUCCCUGUAUUGAAAGGGAGGGAGCCCUUCGUGAAGUAUUGACUGCUUGAGCAGGAAUUGCUUCACCAGUGCCUAAUUGAGUGCCUCUCGAGCUCACAUCUAUUUUCCCUCAUGAGGCCACUUGGAGUCUUGCUGAGGGACUUGGUGCUAUUAGGGAAGCUGGGGUUGGGGAUGGUGAGCAGGGAGGGCCUAGGGACAUCGUGGCUAAUGGGGCUUUUCUCCUCUUGGCUUAGAUUCCGGCAGAGUUCCUCUAUCUCGUCUUGUUACUGAUUAAAGGUGCCCCGUCUCCAGUGUUUCUCCAUCUCCUGGGAGGUAGCAGGAAAUCAGCAUCAUGGUUGGGUUCAAGGCCACAGAUAUCCCCCCUACUGCCACUGUGAAGUUUCUUGGGGCUGGUACAGCUGCCUGCAUCGCAGAUCUCAUCACCUUUCCUCUGGAUACUGCUAAAGUCCGGUUACAGAUCCAAGGAGAAAGUCAGGGGCCAGUGCGCGCUACAGCCGGUGCCCAGUACCGCGGUGUGCUGGGCACCAUUCUGACCAUGGUGCGUACCGAGGGCCCCCGAAGCCUCUACAAUGGACUGGUUGCCGGCCUGCAGCGUCAAAUGAGCUUUGCCUCUGUCCGCAUCGGCCUGUAUGACUCUGUCAAACAGUUCUACACCAAGGGCUCUGAGCAUGCCAGCAUUGGGAGCCGCCUCCUAGCAGGCAGCACCACAGGUGCCCUGGCUGUGGCUGUGGCCCAGCCCACGGAUGUGGUAAAGGUCCGGUUCCAAGCUCAGGCCCGGGCUGGAGGUGGUCGGAGAUACCAAAGCACCAUCGAUGCCUACAAGACCAUUGCCCGAGAGGAAGGGUUUGGGGGCCUCUGGAAAGGGACCUCUCCCAAUGUUGCUCGUAAUGCCAUUGUCAACUGUGCUGAGCUGGUGACCUAUGACCUCAUCAAGGAUGCCCUUCUGAAAGCCAACCUCAUGACAGAUGACCUCCCUUGCCACUUCACUUCCGCCUUUGGGGCAGGCUUCUGCACCACUGUCAUCGCCUCCCCUGUAGACGUGGUCAAGACGAGAUACAUGAACUCUGCGCUGGGCCAGUACAGCAGCGCUGGCCACUGUGCCCUCACCAUGCUCCAGAAGGAGGGACCCCGAGCCUUCUACAAAGGGUUCAUGCCUUCCUUUCUCCGCUUGGGUUCCUGGAACGUGGUGAUGUUCGUCACCUAUGAGCAGCUGAAACGGGCCCUCAUGGCCGCCUGCACUUCCCGAGAGGCUCCCUUCUGAGCCUCUCCUGCUGCUGACCUGAUCACCUCUGGCUUUGGCUCUAGCCGGGCCAUGCUUUCCUUUUCUUCCUUCUUUCCCUUCCCUCCUUCCCUCUUUCCCCGCCUCUCUCUUCCGCGCCUUUACCCACCACCUUCCCUCUCUCCACAUUGUCAUCUCCUCAUUGUCUCUCAGUGCUGGUGGAGUUGACAUUUGACAGUGUGGGAGGCCUGGUACCAGCCAGGAUCCCAAGCCUCCCGUCCCUUGGAACAUUCAGCCAGAAUCUUCGUCCUGCCCCCCGCAGCCCACCCUAGCCCACUUGUCACCCAUAAAGCAAGCUCAACCUUGG